AUCACAUUUAACCAUUUAUAUAUCAAAGUUGUUUAAAGUUCUGCGAGCUUUUUAUGUUUGUGGUUCUGUGAUCGCAGAAAGAAGCAAAACCUUUAUCGGUGCUCCAAUCUGUUUGAUAUUGCUGUGUUGAGGCUUUUAGCAGUGUGGAAGAUGUUCAAGAAUACAUUCCAAUCUGGAUUUCUUUCCAUAUUAUACAGUCUUGGGAGUAAACCACUGCAGAUAUGGGACAAAGAAGUUGUGAAUGGUCAUAUUAAACGACCUCAGGAUGAAGACAUUCAAUCCAAUGUACUGGAAAUAAUCGGAUCAAAUAUUCAGUCCACAUACAUUACAUGCCCAGCUGACCCAGCUGCAACACUUGGUAUAAAACUUCCAUUCUUGGUUAUGAUUGUCAAGAAUCUAAAGAAGUAUUUCACAUUUGAGAUUCAAGUUUUGGAUGAUAAGAAUGUCAGACGACGAUUUCGAGCUUCAAAUUUUCAAGCUGUCACUCGAGUAAAGCCGUACAUUUGCACCAUGCCACUGAGAAUGGAUGACGGGUGGAAUCAAAUACAAUUUAACCUGGCUGAUUUUACCAAGAGAGCAUAUGGUACUAAUUAUGUGGAGACACUGCGAGUUCAGGUUCAUGCAAACUGUCGCCUGAGAAGGAUAUACUUCUCUGAUCGCCUCUACUCUGAAGAAGAACUCCCUCCUGAGUUCAAAUUGUACCUUCCAAUGCAGAAAUCAUGAAUAUGCUGUUGAAGAAUGGAAUGGAGCUUGGAGAGAGCUGGAUGUUACUUUUAUGCAUGCUACAUAUAAUAACUAUAACAUUGGACUCUAUUCUAGAAUUUGUAUCUAUGUUGUGCUAGAUCCUAUAAUAACUUUUGCAACAGCUUGUUCCUGACGCUCUUGUAGGAUAUUCAGAUGUUUAUCUUUUAUAUUGGAAGUUAAUUUUAUGAUGC
Molecule: messenger RNA, 935 nt
Organism: Vigna unguiculata (cowpea)
Lineage: Eukaryota; Viridiplantae; Streptophyta; Magnoliopsida; Fabales; Fabaceae
Gene: BUG22
Product: cilia/flagella-associated protein
Source: RefSeq, a predicted model, not a curated record